Molecule: messenger RNA, 933 nt
Organism: Naegleria fowleri
Lineage: Eukaryota; Heterolobosea; Eutetramitea; Acrasida; Naegleriidae
Exons: 2
Coding region: 1-933 (310 amino acids)
Source: RefSeq, a predicted model, not a curated record
AUGACAACCUCUCUCUCCUCUCCUCGAGUACUAGUGCUGGCACAAUCUUUGCGUUCUCCUAGUUUUAUUAAAGCCGUUGAUGUUGCCACUUCCAUUUACAUUUCUUCACAGGAAUGGAAGGAUUAUUUGAUGUCUUUCAAUAUUGUCUUUCCAAUACCUUCCUGUGCCACUACGAGUGCCAGUGAGUUUCCUCCUACUCUCGAUUUGUUAAAGAAUGGAACCACACGAAUGCCAGUGUUGAACAUGUGUUAUGAAUCGAAUGCGUUGCAUCCUUGGCCACUCAUUCACCAAAAGGCAGGACAGUUGUUGGUUUCAACUUUGAAAGCUCAAUAUAAAAUUCAAGAUUUAAUGGCCAAUUUCACAACAGUGAACACGAGUUUGUUGGGAUAUUUUGGAUCUUUGAAAGCUGCUGUGGAUAGUGGCGCUUGUGAUGUUGCCAUUGCAUCGACCAAUUGGGACAAUUCAAGAUUGAGUCAAGCUCAUUUUCAAUGUGCCUACGGGUCAAGCUUCAAUGGAUAUUUGCGUUCUGGACUUGAUAAUGACACAAUUAAAGUGUCAACAGUGAAUGACCUCAAUCAAGCAUCUGUCAAAGUUGCUGUUUACAAAGCGACAACUUAUGAUCAAUGGGCCACAACCAAUCUUCCAAAAGCCCAAAUUGUUCGUUUUUCUGGAGGUUACUAUGAAGCCUGGCCUAUGAUUCUCAACAAUCAAGUUCAUGCGUUGAUUACUGAUGCUGCUGACCUUUUCUCCUUUUUGGCUGCAAAUAAGGAGAAUUGUACAGCUUGCAAAGCAGAUGCUUUCGGUGAAUCAUUUUCAUAUGGAAGUUUUACCACAAACAAGAUUGCGAGGUACUCACUAGCUACAAGUUCUGUUGUUAUUAAUUUUACAUACAUGAUCGUUUUAAUUAUGAGUGUAAUUAUGUUCAUGUGGUAA